UUGAAAACGGGUAAUCGUAGGUAAUCUACAGUGAUUCGUUUUUUUUCUUUGGCUCUCUCUAAUACCAUGGGUGUCAAAACGGUGAUCUUCCUGCUGGGACUGCUGCUGGUUUGCUCGUCCUCGGGAUGCAGCCUGAUGAAUGCCGGUGACGACGACGGUGCCAGCAGUGACGGUGAGCAGCGGGAGUCCCUGCUGGCCGAUCCGGCCACGAUGGGGGCGGUCAAGCUGCCCAAGGAUUAUAGCGUCGAGGACAUCAACGUGGAGUGCAACAAAACGUUCAUCAUCACGAUGGAGUACCUGAACGAGCUGAACGAUACCGGCAGCUUCCCGGACGAGACGGACAAAACGCCGAUGUGUUUUAUGCGAUGCUUUCUGCAAAAGGGCGGAAUACUCACCGAGGACGACAAGGUCAACAAGGAACAGGCGUUUGCGGUGGGCUGGGUGAAAAAUAACGAAACCAUAGACGACUGUCUGCAGGAAAUGACCGGCACCAACUGCGAGCGCGCUUACUUCCUGGCCCGGUGCGUGAGCACGCGCCAUCUGGUGGAGGGUCGCAGCAAGGACAGCAAAAGGCGAUAAUCUUAUCCUUGUUCGAAGUGAAGUGUACUUGGAGAAUUAGUAGCGAUAAGUAAUCGAAUAAAUGGAGAGGGCAUUGCAA
Culex quinquefasciatus (southern house mosquito) is the source of this 658-nucleotide messenger RNA. RefSeq names its product general odorant-binding protein 84a (gene Obp84a). Lineage: Eukaryota; Metazoa; Arthropoda; Insecta; Diptera; Culicidae. Gene Ontology annotation, molecular function: odorant binding. Bases 67 to 579 code for a protein of 170 amino acids. The transcript is spliced from 3 exons. The record is from RefSeq and is a predicted model, not a curated record.